CCUUGACCGGAAAGUUAACUUUUACACGGUUUGAAAAACGUUCGCCAUCCCGCGCUCAAUCUCCUAGGCAAGGAGACGGAACCGAACAGGCGAACAUGUUUCUACGUUCAGUGCGCACCUACCCACGGUCACUCCACACGCUGACCCGCGCAAGUGCGGUCCGGCCAUCCACCUAUUACGCACCAAACGAGGUCAUCCGAACUCGGCAAAGCCCAUGUCCUAAAAUUUCUACAAAACAGUCACACUUUGGCAACAGACGCUCUCUAGCAAGCAGUGUUCCUCGCCUUCAACAACUCGGUUCGGCAGAAAGGAUUUCAACAUCCAAAAUGGCAGGCGACGACCACUACCUCACGCUUUCGUGCCCUGACAAGGCAGGAAUCGUCUACGCCGUGACGGGCCUACUGGCAAAGGAAAACCUCACGAUUCUGGAUCUGCAGCAGUUUUCCGACCCAGACUCCAAGACCUUCUUCAUGCGCGUGCACUUUGGCCAUGCCUCGGACGUAUCCGCGCUGCAAGCCAGCAUGGCCACGCUUGCCUCUGAAAUGAGCAUGACGUACCAAAUCCGGCGCGUAGACGCAAAGCCCAAAGUGCUCAUCAUGGUCUCGAAAAUCGGGCACUGCCUCAACGACCUCUUGUUCCGAGUCAAGUCGGGCCAGCUCAAAGUCGACGUGCCGCUCAUUGUGUCGAACCACAGCGAAUUCGCAGAGUUGGCAAAGAACAACGGUAUCGAGUUCCACCAUCUGCCUGUUACAAAGGACACCAAGGAGCAGCAAGAGACGCAGAUUCUCGAUCUUAUCAAGCAGCAUAAUAUCGAUCUUGUGGUGCUUGCGCGCUACAUGCAAGUCUUGUCGCCACGCUUAUGCACAGAAAUGUCAGGCAAGAUAAUCAAUAUCCAUCACUCGUUCCUGCCGUCGUUUAAGGGAGCAAAGCCGUACCAUCAGGCCUACGAGCGCGGCGUCAAGAUUAUCGGGGCUACCGCGCAUUUUGUCACGGCGGAUUUGGACGAAGGACCUAUUAUCGAGCAGCGCGUUGCGAGGGUCGAUCAUGCGUUGAGUCCCAAGCAGCUUGUCGAGGAGGGCAGCAAUGUCGAGAGCCAGGUGCUCGCUGCGGCGGUGAAAUGGUGGAGUGAAAAGCGAGUGUUUUUGAAUGGACAAAAGACUGUUGUGUUCAAUUAAAAAGCAUUCGUACACUAGUAGGCGGAUUUGGGAUGUUGGGGGCGAAAAGGUUGUAAAUACUACAUACAUACAUAGGUUACCAAAAAAA
Molecule: messenger RNA, 1263 nt
Organism: Bipolaris sorokiniana ND90Pr
Lineage: Eukaryota; Fungi; Ascomycota; Dothideomycetes; Pleosporales; Pleosporaceae
Exons: 1
Coding region: 96-1175 (359 amino acids)
Biological process (GO): 'de novo' IMP biosynthetic process
Molecular function (GO): formyltetrahydrofolate deformylase activity
Source: RefSeq, a predicted model, not a curated record